Messenger RNA from Jaculus jaculus (lesser Egyptian jerboa), 3072 nucleotides. RefSeq names its product polyamine modulated factor 1 binding protein 1 (gene Pmfbp1). The record is from RefSeq and is a predicted model, not a curated record. The coding region runs from base 1 to 3072 and encodes 1023 amino acids. The transcript is spliced from 20 exons. NCBI's taxonomy places the organism in Eukaryota, Metazoa, Chordata, Mammalia, Rodentia, Dipodidae. Gene Ontology annotation, biological process: spermatogenesis.
AUGCUAAAGCUUAAAAGAGAAUCGCGAACUGCCAAGGGCCUGAAAGAUGAGGCUGGGGAGAGAGACAGAGAAGUGAGCAACCUAAACAGCAAGCUCUUGAGCCUGCAACUCGACAUCAAGAGUCUGCAUGAUGUCUGCAAGAGACAGGGGAAGACCUUGCAAGAGAACCAGCUCUGUGUGGAGGAGGCCAUGAUGAGCAACAGCCACAACAAGAACCAAGCCCAGGCGUUGGCAUUCAGGGAAUCCCAGAUGGAGUUUGGAUCUAGCAAGCAGUGUCAUCUGAGACAACUCCAGCAACUGAAGCAGAAAUUGCUGGCCCUUCAGCAAGAGCUGGAGUUUCGCACCGAGGAGUUGCAGACUUCCUACUGCUCCCUCCUGCAGUAUCAGUCCAUCCUGGAGAAGCAGACUUCCGACCUGGUUCUUCUUCAUCACCACUGCAAACUGAAGGAAGAUGAGGUGAUUCUCUAUGAGGAGGAAAUGGGAAACCAUAAUGAGAACACAGGGGAGAAACUCCAUCUAGCGCAGGAGCAGCUUGCCUUGGCAGGGGACAAAAUUGUCUCCCUGGAAAGAAGCCUAAACCUGUACAGGGAUAAAUACCAGACUUCCCUGAGCAACAUUGAGUUACUAGAGUGCCAAGUGAAGAUGUUGGAGGGAGAGCUCAGCGGCAUCAUCAGUCAGGAGCCUGAGAGCAAGGGUGAUCACUCAAAAGCAAGUCUCUACACCUCUUCCUGCAUGAUUCAAGAGCAUCAGGAGACCCUAAAGCGACUGUCUGAAGUCUGGCAAAAGGUCUCUGAGCAGGAUGACCUAAUCCAAGAGCUUCGAAAUAAGCUAGCCUGCAGUAAUGCUAUGGUUCUGGAGCGUGAAGAGGCUUUGAUAAAAUUGCAAGCAGACUUUGCUUCCUACACAGCCACCCACAGACAUCCCCCCAGCUCCUCAGAGGACUGUGAAGACAUCAAAAAGAUCCUAAAGCACCUGCAGGAGCAGAAAGACAGCCAGUGCCUGCACGUGGAGGAGUACCAGAACCUCGUGAAGGACCUGCGCAUGGAGCUGGAAGCCGUGUCAGAACAGAAGAAAAACAUCAUGAAGGACAUGAUGAAGCUAGAGCUGGACCUGCAUGGGCUGCGGGAGGAGACGUCAGCCCACAUCGAGAGGAAGGACAAGGAGACGGCAUUGCUGCAGCUCCGGCUGCAGGAGUUGCAGCUGCAGUACACGGAGACCCAGAAGCUGGCCCUGAAGAAAGACAAGCUGCUCCAAGACAAGGACGAAAUGCUGCACGAGAUGGAGAAGAAGCUGACGUGGGUUCAAAACAGCCUCAUGAAGAAGGAGAAAGAGAUAGAGAAGCAGCAAAGAAUGUUGGCAGAACUCGAAAGGGCUGUCAAGGAAGCAAAGCAGGACCAGUUCAAGGAGGAGUGUGGGGUCCUGAGGCGCGAGGUCCUGACGCUGAAGGAGUCCCUUGAAGAGGCCAGACAGAAGCACAGGAUGGCGACUCAGCACGCUGCCCAGUCGAAGGAGGAGGCCCAGUUGGCAGGGAGCAGCCUGGAGGACUUCCAGCGGAAGCUGCAGAGCUGUGCUCUCCAGGACAAGCAAAAGGGAGAGACCAUCCAGGAACUGCAGAGGGAGGUGCAGAAGCUGCAUCAGGAGCUGGCGGCGGCCGAAGAGGAGCGCACCAGCAGCAGGAAACAAAUAGAGGAACUGAGCUUCAAACUGGCUGAGGCCCAGAAAAAGUGUGAAACUUUAGACAAGGAAAAGAGGCAGCUUCAGAAGAAACUGGCUGAGGAAGAUAUGAAAAUGAAUGAUUUGCUUGACCAACUCAAGCUCAGUCAGCAGCAGCAAAGGGAGCUAGCGAAUGCCAAAAGCAAUCUGGAAGAAGAUCUUCGGGAUGCCAAAAAAUCACUGGCAGAGAAACAGGAGCAGUUGAAGAAAAGCAAAGAUCGGGAGAGGUUGCUAGAGGAAGAAAUUGAGAAUUUGCAACAAGAAGAGAAAAAGAAGGAAAAAAUGUUCAAAGACCAUUUAAGAAAGCUGGAGGAUGAAAAAAGUAACCUCCAGACAGAGUUGGAUGAUUGUUCUGCACAAUUGGAAGCCACUAUCAGCAAGUACAACACCACCCAGAAAAACAUCCAAGAGCUGAAAAUAGAGAUAACCCGCCAGAAGGAGUCCAUCAUGACUCUACAAUCACAGCUGGAUAUAGCUGUGCAGAAAGAGAAGCAAUACCUCCAAACCAUGGUCUCUAAAGAAGUCUAUGAAGAGUUAUCCCGGACGUCACGUGCUUGCCAAGAUGACCUAACGCAAACCCUGGAGAAGCUCAAUCAGGCAACCUCAGAGACAAAGUAUCUGCAGCGCAGCUUGCAACAGACCCAAGAGAAGAAAACUCAACUGGAAGAUGAGAUCGUGGCUUAUGAGGAAAGGAUGAAAAAGCUCAAUGUGGAAUUAAAAAAACUUCAGAGCUUCCACCAGCAGAGUGAGCUAGAGGUGAACUCCUUUGACAAGAAGCUAGAGGAGAUGAGCAGCCAGGUUCUGCAGUGGCAGAAGCAGCACCAGAAUGAUCUCAAGAUGCUGGCGGCUAAGGAGACGCAGCUCCGGGAGUUCCAGGAGGAAAUGGCCACCCUGAAAGAGAACCUCCUUGCAGAUGAGAAGGAGCCAUGCUGCCUGCCCCCACGGUCAAUGCCCAAAGACUCCUGUAGGCUCCACCGAGAUAAUGAACAGAUCAUGUGCAACAUGGAGCAGUGGGCCAAAGAGCAGAAGAUUGCCAAUGAAAAACUAGGAAACAAGCUCCGUGAACAGGUCAAAUAUAUUGCCAAGCUGACCGGUGAAAAAGACCACCUCCACAAUGUAAUGGUCCAUCUGCAGCAGGAAAACAAGAAGCUGAAAAAUGAAAUAGAAGAGAAGAAGAUGAAAGCUUGUAACAUGAGGCCAUGCACCAAAGCCCUCGGCCCGAGCAAAGCGGAGCCCACACAAAAGGGGAAAGCGUAUGGCACACUUGGCUGGAAGGGCGCAUCCCAUGACCUGGGACAGAAAAUGGACAUCACUAAGUACAUUGGAAUGCCUCACUGCUCUGGUUCCUCGUACUGCUAA